Nicotiana attenuata is the source of this 621-nucleotide messenger RNA. RefSeq names its product F-box/kelch-repeat protein At3g06240-like. Bases 1 to 621 code for a protein of 206 amino acids. The record is from RefSeq and is a predicted model, not a curated record. Lineage: Eukaryota; Viridiplantae; Streptophyta; Magnoliopsida; Solanales; Solanaceae. The transcript is spliced from 2 exons.
AUGGACGUUGAAGCCUCUCUUGAACAGAGCAGCCCUAGCUUGCCACAAGAUCUCAUCAUUGAAUCCUUCCUUUUAUUUUUUGGGUUUUCUACUGAUGCAUUUGACUUGGAUAUUCCUACGAAAACUCCCGAUGAUCGUUUUGAUAUUGUGGGUUCUGUCAAUGGGUUGAUUUGUCUUUCCAUUGGGUUUAAAUGCUUGGUUCUGUGGAAUCCAUCAACUAGAAAAUUUAAGCAUAUGCCUGAUAUUAUGAAUAUGCCUGCAUUGGAUUUUGAGUGUCAGUACAUAUAUGGUUUUGGAUAUGAUGAGGUUAAUGAUGAUUAUAAGGUAGUGGCUGUUUUCUCUGAACUGACUUGUGCAUGUGUCAGUAUAUAUAGUUUAAAGAAUGAUUCUUGGAGAAGACUUGAUGAUAUUCAAGGGCAGCUGGCAUAUAAUCAUUGGCCUAAAUUGGAGAGUAGGAAGCUUCACUGGGUCAAUCUGGGUGAAGGUAGGAUCAUCAUGUCUAUUGAUUUGAUUGAUGAGAAAUAUGGAAAGGUGGAGCAGCCCCGCUAUGAAGAAGGGCGGAAAUUUUUUACGCUUGGAGUGUUGGAAAUGAUUUUUCUGUUCUCUGUAAUGAUUAUGUAA